AACUCACCCUAGUUUGUUUACAUGCGCAACUUUCUCCGACUUUCUAAGACGUGUUUACGACCCCCGUCUUCGAAGAUGUUUAUAUGCACGACACUUUCCCUCAAAUUACGACAGUUUCAAUCUUCCCGCUUCCUGCACUAAAUACUGGUCACGUGACCAAACAGGAAGUGAACCCCCUCGAGUCUCGGCUUCAAGUUUGCUUCCCACCAACAUGAUUUAAAUCAUUCAAAGAUGAUUUUGCGCAUCUUCACAUGUGUUUUAAUAUCCUGGGCGACCUUUUGCGACGUUCGGAGCCAAAUUUUUCGACAAAGUCUGGAGGACCGAUGGCGCCUGUGGAACUCCAACCGCUCCUUGACGCUUCCUGCGCGGAUACCUGGUUGUGUGCACACCGCUCUGCUGCUGCGGGGCUUUAUUCAGGACCCAUAUUUCAGGUUCAAUGAUCUGGCCUACCAGUGGAUCUCCCUGGACAACUGGACCUACGCCACCACGUUUGCCGUCUCCGAGCGCCUGAGGUCGGCGCAGAAGGUGCUCCUGGUCCUGGACGGCGUGGACACGGCGGCGUCCGUGCGGCUCAACGGCGCCCUCGUGGGCCACGCCGACAACAUGUUCCGCCAAUACGUCUUCCCUGUGCGAGAGCUGCUGGAGGAGGGGGAGAACGUGCUGAGGGUGGAGAUCCUGUCCCCGGUCUUGUACGCCGACCAGCGGAGGAAGGCUCAUCGGGUCUACAGAGUUCCUCCCGAGUGUCCUCCGGACGUCCAGAAGGGCCAGUGUCACGUCAACUUUAUCAGGAAGGAGCAGAGCUCCUUCAGUUGGGACUGGGGCCCGUCCUUUCCCACCAUGGGGCUGUGGAAGGGAGUCCGCCUGGAGGCGUUCGACGUCGUGCGGCUGGUCCGGUUUUCAGCGGUCCCUCGAUGCAACGCCAGCCUCUCCCAGUGGACCGUGCGGGUGGAGCUCCUGGUGGAGGCGCUGCGUCCUGCCCGCGUCAACGUCACGCUCGCCAUACCCGAGCUGUUCUCGCUGCUCACGGUGCCCUCUCAGUUCCUCCCAGGGACCGCCAGACACGUCUUCACGCUGCACAUCAACGCGAGUAGUCAAGUCAGGCUGUGGUGGCCCAACGGACUCGGCGAGCGACCGUCGUACCGCCUCCUCGUCACCGUGUGGUCUCAGGAUGGAUCGCCACUCUUGGAUACAGAGUCGAAGGUAUAUUUCCGCACAGUGGAUCUCGUCCAGGAGCCCAUCGCCGACUCUCCCGGCCUGAGUUUCUACUUCCGCGUCAACGGUCGGCCAGUUUUCCUCAAAGGCUCCAACUGGAUCCCGGCCCACGCCUUCCAGGACCAGGUCACGCCCGACGUCUUGAAGAACCUGCUGCAGUCGGCUGUGGACGCCAACAUGAACGCGCUGCGGGUCUGGGGGGGCGGAGUUUACGAACAGGACGUCUUCUACAGCAUGUGUGACGAGAUGGGACUGAUGGUGUGGCAGGAUUUUAUGUUUGCGUGUGCAACAUAUCCAACCGAUGAGGACUUCAUCAACACCGUACGAGAAGAAGUCAUCCAACAGGUGUGGCGCCUCAAGUCUCACCCGUCUGUGAUCGUCUGGAGCGCCAACAACGAGAACGAAGCGGCGCUGGCGGGCGACUGGUUCCACAUCCCGCCGGCGCAGAGGCCCAGGUACCUGAAGGACUACGUGACGCUCUACGUGGACAACAUCAGGGCCCUCGUCAAAGAGGAGGACCCCAGUCGUCCGUUCCUGGUCUCCAGUCCCACAAACGGGGUCAAGUCGGAGCAGGAGGGCUACGUCGCGGCCGACCCCUACGACGCCCACUAUGGCGACACCCACUUUUACAGCUACCUCCACGACUGCUGGGACUGGUCCACCUUCCCUCGGACUCGCUUCGCCUCCGAGUACGGCUUCCAGUCCUGGCCUUCUUUCUCCACACUGCAGCCGGUUUCCGUCCCGGAAGACUGGAACUACAACAGCAGCUUCUCGUCGCACCGCCAGCACCACCAGGACGGCAACCAGCAGAUGUUGCAGCAGGCCGCCAUUCACUUCCACCUGCCCAACUCCACCGACCCCCUCAGGAACUUUAAGGACACGCUCUACCUGACACAGGUGAUGCAGGCUCAGUGCGUGAAGACUCAGACCGAGUUCUACCGCCGAAGCCGGAGCGAGAUCAUUGAUGGCAAAGGUGGCACCAUGGGCGCCCUCUACUGGCAGCUCAACGAUGUUUGGCAGGCGCCCUCCUGGUCCUCGAUUGAAUUUGGCGGGAAGUGGAAAAUGCUGCAUUACUUUGCUCAGGACUUCUUCGCCGACGUCCUGCCCGUUAGCUUCGAGGAUAGCGACACGCUGCUCAUCUACGCCGUGUCAGAUCUGAGUGGAGACAUCAAAGUCCGGGCCGUGGUGUCCGUUUACACGUGGAGUGAUCCGGAUCCCGUUUGCACCCUCAAAUCCCAGCUGCUUCCGGUGCCGGGAGGCAGCGCCGUGCCGGUUUUCAAGCAGCCGCUCGCCGCCCUGCUGGCCGGGUGCGGCCACUGCACCCGCCUCACCUGCCUGCUCAGCUUCUGGCUGGAGGACGGCGGCGGGCGGCGACGGGGACCCCCCAACCACCACUUCCUGUGCUCGCCCAAAGACGCUCAGGGACUCCGGCGGCCCAACAUCACGGCCAAAGUGCAGGAAUUUAGCGAGGGGUUGCUUGUCCGGCUCCACUCCUCCGCCAUUGCUCCUUUUGUGUGGCUUGACGCCGGCACCUUCCCCGGGCGCUUUAGCUCCAACGGCUUCCUGAUGCUCUCCACGGACCGGCUGGUGGUUUUCCAGCCAUGGCGACCCACCAGCGCCGCAGAACUGGCCAAAGCCCUCACUAUCACCUCCUUGACUGACGUUUAUUGGCCUUGACCGAGAUCAACAUUCCACAUCACGGUUAGUGUGACCAAAGCUGUUAUCGUUGCUAUCUGGGUGUUGUUGAUAUGCUCCAAAAGUACUGAUACACUUCUUUUUGUUUAGAAAAGCGAUGGACACACAAAAUACUUCCUAUUAGCAGAAUAAAUGUGAAAUAUUGUUCUUGUUUCCUAA
This is a messenger RNA of Nerophis ophidion (straightnose pipefish), 3066 nucleotides long. It is a transcript of the gene manba, whose product is annotated as mannosidase, beta A, lysosomal. Lineage: Eukaryota; Metazoa; Chordata; Actinopteri; Syngnathiformes; Syngnathidae. Gene Ontology annotation, biological process: carbohydrate metabolic process; glycoprotein catabolic process. Bases 232 to 2889 code for a protein of 885 amino acids. Gene Ontology annotation, molecular function: beta-mannosidase activity. The transcript has 17 exons. The record is from RefSeq and is a predicted model, not a curated record.